Messenger RNA from Microplitis demolitor, 1671 nucleotides. RefSeq names its product damage-control phosphatase ARMT1. The coding region runs from base 92 to 1459 and encodes 455 amino acids. Gene Ontology annotation, molecular function: phosphatase activity. The transcript has 6 exons. NCBI's taxonomy places the organism in Eukaryota, Metazoa, Arthropoda, Insecta, Hymenoptera, Braconidae. Gene Ontology annotation, cellular component: nucleus; cytoplasm. Gene Ontology annotation, biological process: DNA damage response. The record is from RefSeq and is a predicted model, not a curated record.
CAUUUUUUUUUUAGGUAGAAGUUCGCUCACUCCAGUGUCACAGUUUCAAAUUAUUCAUAUUCAAUAAUAAACAUUUACAUUUUUAAUUCUAAUGGCUAACAUAGUGGACCUUAUAGAUUCAAAACCACUAUUUAAUGGAUAUCUUUCUGGAAAAUACAAAAAAAGCUUUGCUUAUACAACAAUAAAGGAUCGUUUACCUGUGAUCAUUACACGUAUUAUCGAUAAUUUAAGCCAAUGCAAAGAUUUAAUAAUUAAAAAAUAUGGUUCAGACGCUUCUGAAGAGUUGAAACAAAUAAUAGGAAGUCUAAGUGAAUUAAAAAGUGAGUUGAUGACUAAUAAACCAUUAAAAUUUUUCAAUUCGUCGUCCAAUGAGGAAGAUGAUGUUUUAAAAUGGAAUGAGUGUAUCAAAGGUAAACAAUCUAAAGAUGGAAAUGAGCCAACAUGGUACCAUACUGUAUGGUUACUGAGUGAAUGCUAUAUGUAUCGUCGAAUAGCACAAAUUUUAGCAUCAACAACAACAUUAUCAACUUAUGAUCCGUUUGAAAAACAAAAACAAGACAAUUUUACUGCGUCCAUGGAAAUGAUUUUAGUGUUGACACGUUAUACUACAAACAUUUUGAGUAAAUCGAAAUUUCAUUCACUGAAUGAUAAAAAGGAUGGACUCUUUUAUCUGUUAAAAUCAUGUCUUUGGGGGAAUAAAUGUGAUCUAUCUCUAAGCAAAGGUAUGCCGUUGAAAUUUGAAGAUAUAAUUAAACAAACAAAUAUGAAUGAAGAAAAUAUUUUAAUUGAUGAAAGUCCUUUAGUGUGGGAUAUUUUAAAUCAAUUUCAAGAAAAUAUGACAAACAAUAUCAUAGAUAUUGUAUUAGAUAAUGCAGGAUAUGAACUUUUUUCUGAUUUUUGUAUUGCUGCAUUUUUGAUCGAAUAUAACUUUACUAAAAAAGUUAGGUUCUAUGUCAAACGGAUUCCUUGGUUUGUUAGCGAUGUGACUGGACAAGAUUUUUUUUGGUCGAUUAACGCUAUGAAAAAUUCAACUCAUACUGAUUUAAUGAAAUUGGGUCAUCUGUAUUCGUCUUAUUUAGAAGAUGGUAAAUGGACUGUUGAAAUUGAAUCUUUUUGGACGGAACCAUAUGAUUUUUCGGAAAUGAAAAUCCAGUCACCGAAAUUGUAUGAAAAAUUAUCUGAAGCUACCUUAGUUAUGUUUAAAGGAGAUUUGAAUUAUCGAAAACUAUUGGGAGAUAUUAACUGGGACUAUACGACUGAUUUAAAAACAGCAUUGCGAGGAUUCCAACCAACCAAUAUAGUCACGCUAAGAACAAUAAAAGCUGACUUGAUUGUUGGAUUAUCUCAUGAAAAAGUUGAUAAACUAUUCAGUAAACAAGAAGAUUGGAUGAUUACAGGCCAGUAUGGUCUAAUCCAUGUUCUUCUUGACGAUAAUGAGUUGCGAAACAAUUCCAAAUAAUAUUUUCUAAUACUAUUCAGAUGCCAAAUUGAUAAUUUUGCAAUUUAUUAUCCAAUAGAAUUUUUCAAAAAAAUUCAAUUGUAGACAAUUUAUACUUUUUCCAUCUUAUAGGCAUGACAUCAAUAGAAAUAGAAAAACUUCUGAUCUUACUCUAUGUGAAAUCAUAUUUAUUUCAUUAACUUUAAUAAUACAAUCACUAAAAAAUAUGAAAU